GAUAGAAGGCCAAGAAGGCCAGUGGAUGGAGGCUGGACUGUCUCUGAGGAAGGACUGCUGCUUCUGAAGGGGCUGGAUGAAGUCUUCCCUCCACAAGGACCCAUGGACUUUGGAUCAGUUACCUUUGGAGCCCCCCACCCCCACCCUUGGUCCUUUCCUUUGUGCUGCUGAGAUUCUCCCCGAGGUGACAGUCCCAGGCAGCGAUGCCAGGAUGCCUGUCUCUACUGCCCUCCACCAAGAUGGCAGUCAGGAGCGGCCACCAAGCCUAAUGUCCACCACUUCUUCAUCUGGCUCCUCCCGCGACAGCCACAGUGCCAUGGAGGAGUCCACGGGCUCUGAGGCAUCAGCCCAGAAUGGGACAGGCUCCCCUUGGGGCCGGCAUGUUCCCAAUAGCAACAGCAACUCCAGCGGCUGGCUGAACAUGAAGGGACCUCUCUCCCCAUUCAACGGGCGUGCAGGGACAGGUCCUGCCCAUCACAAGCUCAGCUAUCUGGGCCGGGUGGUACGAGAGAUCGUGGAAACAGAGCGUAUGUAUGUGCAGGACCUGCGGAGCAUUGUGGAGGACUACCUCUUGAAGAUCAUUGACACUCCUGGUCUCCUGAACCCAGAGCAAGUGAGCGCCCUCUUUGGGAACAUAGAGAGCAUAUAUGCACUCAACAGCCAGCUUCUCAGAGACCUGGACAGCUGCAAUAGUGACCCUGUGGCAGUGGCCAGCUGCUUCGUGGAAAGGAGUCAAGAGUUUGAUAUAUACACUCAGUAUUGCAACAACUACCCCAACUCAGUGGCAGCCCUCACAGAGUGCAUGCAAGACAAGCAGCAAGCCAAGUUCUUCCGAGACCGGCAGGAGCUGCUGCAGCAUUCUUUGCCUCUCGGAUCCUACCUGCUGAAGCCCGUCCAGCGCAUCCUCAAGUACCACCUGCUGCUCCAGGAAAUUGCCAAACACUUUGAUGAAGAAGAGGAUGGCUUUGAGGUGGUAGAGGAUGCCAUUGACACCAUGACAUGCGUGGCCUGGUACAUCAAUGACAUGAAGAGGAGGCAUGAACACGCAGUUCGGCUACAGGAGAUCCAGUCACUGCUCAUUAACUGGAAGGGACCAGACCUGACCACCUAUGGGGAACUGGUCCUGGAAGCCACCUUUCGUGUACACCGUGUGCGCAAUGAGAGAACGUUCUUCCUCUUUGACAAGAUCCUGCUCAUUACCAAGAAGCGAGGCGAUCAUUUCGUGUACAAGGAUCACAUUCCGUGCUCCUCACUGAUGCUGAUUGAGAACACGAGAGACUCUCUCUGCUUCACCGUCACCCACUAUAAGCACAGCAAGCAACAGCACAGUAUCCAGGCCAAGACAGUGGAGGAGAAACGGAGCUGGACCCAUCACAUCAAGAGACUCAUCCUGGAGAACCACCAUGCCACCAUACCCCAGAAGGCCAAGGAAGCCAUCUUGGAAAUGGACUCCUAUUAUCCCAGUAGGUAUCGCUGCAGCCCAGAGCGGAUGAAAAAGGCUUGGUCCUCCCAGGAUGAGGUGUCUACCCACGUGCGCCAAGGACGUCGGCAGUCUGAGCCCACCAGACACCUGCUCAGGCAACUGAGUGAGAAAGCAGCCAGAGCAGCGGGAAUGAAGCAUGCAGACAGUGCCGGAGCCCUCUUGGACUUUGGGCAGCCACCCCAUGGCCAGGACCAGCAGCCAGAGGCUGAGGGGGCUGCCAGGGAGGAGCUUGAGGAAGCGGAGGAGGUAGUAGAAGAGGAAGAACAGCAGCAGCAGACCUUCCCGGUCUCCCUGGAGGACCUGGCAGGGCAUGAUGGCAGCGAGAAGGUGCCUGGGCCAGAGCUCCCGGGCUCGGAGGAGGAGGAAGAGGAGGAAGAGAGUCUAGCAGUGGCGGAGCAGGUAGCUGACUUUGCCAGCUCCCUGCUGGCCGCCCUCCACUGCUGGCACUAUCGAGCCAACGCUUUACUUUUCUCCCGGGGUGCUAUGGGGAAGAGACACAGGGAGUCUGAAGGCUCUAAAAGCUGCAGAAGGCCCAGUAACCGGUCUCCAACCAGUGCGGAGAAACGCAUGAGCUUUGAGUCUGUUUCGUCCCUGCCAGAGGUGAGCGGUCAGCAGGUUGAGACAGAUCCUGAGCCUGGGGCCGAGCAGGAGGCCUUUACUACCUUAGAAGAUCUCGACACUGAGGAGAUGCCUUCAGACCCAGAAUUUCCAGAAGCCCUGGAGACACAGCUUCAUGCCCCCAAGGGGCUGCUAGGAGUGGACAACCCAGCUGGUGAGGUGGACUUUGUAGAGCCUGAGGGCUCUGAAGACCUUAAGGCCCUGAGUAGUGAGGAGGAAGAAGAGGAAGACAUGGGAGCCGCCCAGGAACCCGAGAGCCUCCUGCCACCCUCUGUGUUGGACCAGGCCAGUGUCAUUGCUGAGAGGUUUGCCAGUGGCUUCUCUCGGCGGAGCAGCCUGGCGAUGGAGGAUGGCAAGUCCAGUGGCCUCGGAACACCACGGCUUAUCAGCCGGAGCAGCAGUGUGCUUAGCCUGGAGGGUAGUGAGAGGGGCCUAGCCCGAUGGAGCAGCACUGGGGACUCCCUCAGCAACCCACCCACUCCAGAAGUGAUCACUGGUGUAGACAUGGUUACAGAUAAUGGCCCUUCUGUCAAUGGGACAGACUCUCCAAGUGCAGGCUCAGGCUGCCCCACGGAACCGGACAGAUCUUCCUGCAAGAAAAAGGAAUCCACAUUGUCUACCCGAGACCGACAGUUGCUGGACAAAAUUAAGAACUACUAUGAAAAUGCAGAGCAUCACGAUGCAAACUUCAGCAUCCGUCGGCGGGAGAGCCUCUCCUACAUCCCUAAAGGACUGGUGCGCAGCUCUGUGUCCAGAUUCAACAGCCUUCCCAAGCCAGAUGCAGAGCCAGCAGCUCCAGUUGGGUACAAGAGGCUGGGGAGUUCUCGGCCAGCCUCAUGGACCUUGUUUGACCUCCCAGGUCCCAGACAGACAGACGAAGGGGCCCCAACUCCCAUCACAGAUGAGGAGUUCCGCCCAUCUUCAGAAAUUGCGAAGAUAUGGGAAAGAAUGGAAUCUUCAGAGAGAAGUCCGCGGACGGGGUCUGGCCAGAGCCAGGCCAAUGGCUUUGAGCUACAAGAGCCACUGUUCAUCUUGGAGGAGCAUGAGCUGGGAGCCAUCACUGAGGAGUCUGCUUUUGCCUCUCCAGAAAGUGCCUCCCCCACCAAGCAACCCAGCCCAGCCCACCUGGCCCGGGAGCUGAAAGAGCUGAUGAAAGAACUGAGCAGUGGUGUCCAGGGGGAGCUGGUUACCCCACUGCACCCCCGUAUCGUGCAGCUCUCCCAUGUGAUGGACAGCCACGCGAGUGAGCGUGUCAAAAACAAGGUCUACCAGUUGGCCCGCCGGUACAGCCUCCGAAUUAAGAACAUCAAGGCAGCUAGGCCACCUCUACCGUGGGAAAAAGCCACUCCUGAGAAGGAUGAACAAGUCCCUUCUGUUUCUGGCCUGCCGGAAGAAGCUGGAGAGCUGUCAGGGGGCAAAGCCAGGAGGAAGCCUGUGCUAUCCCUCCUCAGCUAUGAGCAGCUGGUGGCUCAAGAGCAGGGCACCUCCAAGUCUUCCUCUGCUGUGGAGACCUCUCCACGCCGUUUCUCCUUCAGCCCUUCUGCUGUCAGCCCAAGAGCCACCUCACCCGGAUCUCGGGCCUCCGCUCGGAGCCCUCUCAGCCCCUUUGACACUGAGACCUUCAACUGGCCUGAUGUCCGAGAGCUCUGCUCCAAAUAUACCUCCCACGACAAGACUGCUCAGGCCGAGAGCAGCUGGCCCCGGAGCCUGCUGGUCAACAGGAGCCGCUCCUUGCCUGAGAACAUUAUAGAACCUCCUAUGUCUGGCAAGGUGGACCGCUGCUGCAGCCUGAACACCAACAGGAACCAGGGAGAUGGGGAGGUCUCCCAGCCUCCACCUCCCGAGUCUCCUCCCCAAAGCCGACUGAAUGGAGGUGACACCCUGUAUGUCACUGCAGACCUUACCCUGGAGAACAACCGGAGAGUGAUCAUCAUGGAGAAGGGGCCCCAUCCUAACACCACUGUAGGGCUGGAGGAAGACAGUGGGAAGGGACCAAGUUCCCCAGUAGCUUUGAAGGGACAGGGCCAAGGUUUCCAGGAGUCUGUAGAGCACCAGCCCAAAGAAGAUGGUCCCAGGGACUCAGCAGACACAAACAAACAGGGUAGGGUGAGAAACCUGAGGGAGAAGUUCCAGGCCUUGAACUCUGUGGGUUGACUGACUCCUGACGGAGAGAAUAGCCAUGUGGAGAUGGACAGGACCUGGCAUGCUUUCUCCCAGGCUUCGCUCACUAUGCUGUUCCUCCAUUCUUCUGGAAGAGUGGUUUGGGAAAUGUGUGAACUCACCUGCUACCUGUGCUGGCCCUUCCCCUCCCCUGGGAGGUCCUAUGAUGAUUGGCCUUAGGUCCAGAUGAGCCACUUACCUUCUCUGUAAAUACUUCUCUGAUAAGAAGCCAACUAUUUUAUUUAAGCUUAUCCUGCCCAGGGAGAGCCAGCACUGCCCUGGCUUACCUUACUGGCUGGCCAUUGUCCAGCUGAGAACCCAAAGAGACCUCGGAAGCAGCCUGGGCAGGCUUUACCCUUUAACUUCCUUGUCAUAGGAUCCAGGCAGGAAUGAGGCCAAUAAUUUAUUGCUUACAUCCUGUGGUAUGUGUGUGUGAGUGAGAGUGUGUCUUGUAAAGAAUGUAACGGACUUAGUUCAGGUACUCUUGAAGGUUGUCGCACUGGCCCUGUGGUUGUUGAUAAUGUGCACACAUUUCACUGUUUGUCUAUGGUGCAAUAUUCACUGCUGACCAACCA
Messenger RNA from Grammomys surdaster, 4836 nucleotides. RefSeq names its product pleckstrin homology and RhoGEF domain containing G3 (gene Plekhg3). The coding region runs from base 77 to 4255 and encodes 1392 amino acids. The transcript has 18 exons. The record is from RefSeq and is a predicted model, not a curated record. Lineage: Eukaryota; Metazoa; Chordata; Mammalia; Rodentia; Muridae. Gene Ontology annotation, molecular function: guanyl-nucleotide exchange factor activity.